Molecule: messenger RNA, 5020 nt
Organism: Ornithodoros turicata
Lineage: Eukaryota; Metazoa; Arthropoda; Arachnida; Ixodida; Argasidae
Product: guanylate cyclase 32E-like
Exons: 24
Coding region: 259-3762 (1167 amino acids)
Biological process (GO): receptor guanylyl cyclase signaling pathway; protein phosphorylation; cGMP biosynthetic process
Cellular component (GO): plasma membrane
Molecular function (GO): guanylate cyclase activity; peptide receptor activity; adenylate cyclase activity
Source: RefSeq, a predicted model, not a curated record
CCGCAUCAUUUGCAGUGGUGAGUUUGACUCGUGGGUUGCGCACGUGCUCAUCAGCACUGAUGUCAAGUGUGUCGUGCAUGUAACAGCCUCCGUGUGUAAUGCCAGUGGGCGGCGAGUAAUCUGCUGAGCAACGCUUAUUCUUCGGAGAAAAGUGUCGUCUGCUACGGAUUUGCAGUCUGCCAGUUGGCUCUCGGAAUUGUUCACGGCGAUCAGUUGCACUUGCUCGUUACACAGCUGCGCCAUGCGGUGUCCUAGGUGAUGGCGGCUGUGGUGGCCUUCUGCUGCUUGGCUGUGGCUGUGCAGGGGGAAAAGAGCUUCCUGAAGCCCUGCCGUGUGCCAGAGUCUCAGGAGAACAUGACAGACGACAGGCAGGAGAUCGCCAUUGGAUUUUUAGGCACUUUCAACAACAGUCGCAUGCUAGGAAAGAUGGUCUCGGGUGCCGUCCCUCUGGCCGUUUCACACAUUAACCAGGACGACAGCCUGCUACCUGGUUAUCGGCUCACGUUCAAGCCCGAGAACGUCGGUCAGGUGGGGACAUCUGUGGCCAUUCAGAAGAUGACAUCAUUAUGGCAGAAAGGCGUGGUUGCCUUCAUCGGACCGGACGAGAGCUGCUACGCCGAAGCUCUCGUCGCCGACGCAUGGAACAUUCCCAUGAUCACAUAUCGCUGCUCGGACCUUCGGGUAUCGGGCCCCGCAUUCCGCACCUUCGCCCGCACUCUACCUCCUUUAUCGAAGGUGUCCAAGUCGGUCAUGUCCCUCCUACGCUACUUCAAGUGGGACCAGAUCACUCUGGUUGUGUCUGACCGUGCGGACAAGCGUCUAAUAUCUGAGGUCCUCGUUGGACUUGCCCGGGAGCACAACGUCACCGUCCAGCACACAUACUACGUGCCUGACAACUACAGGGAUGACGUCAACGGGACUGUCAAGAAGAUCGUGCUCGAUUCCCAUGCCUCUACCAGGGUGUACGUGAUGCUGGCGGAGACCGGUGUCCUGGUGGACUUUGUGCGCUUCAUGCACGAAAGCCACCUCCUGGAAGGCGGGGAAUACGUCAUCAUCUCAGUUGAAGAAGAAGACGUCUAUGACAAGUCUACAAAGUACCAGUACAUGAAGAAAGAUUGGGAGGAUUCUCCUCCUAUCCGUCCGUUUCCCUUCCGUGCUGUCCUGUUGCUGUCCCCGAGCGUCCCGGCCAGCGACCGCUACCAGCGCUUCGCCGACGCCGUUCUGCGUUACGCCGAGACCAAGCCGCUAUGCAUACCCAUGCACAUGGAGCUCAAGUUCAAGGUUCCCAUUUACGCGGGCAUGACGUAUGACGCGGUGAUGCUAUGGGCCCGUGCUGCAACUGAAGUGCUUCGCGAGAACGGCACCCUCACCAACGGCACUGCCAUCGGAGAAAAGAUUCGAAAGUCACUCUACCGAAGCGUCUUGGGCUUCGACAUCCGCGUGGACGAGAACGGGGACGCCGAAGGAAAUUACACGGUGCUGGCCUUCUCUCACGAGGACGACGAACAACUGACGCCCGUAGGACGAUUCACGCUAGCCGAAAAUACCAGCUCUCUACCCGAGUUCAAGCCCGAGCGCCCAAUCGCGUGGCUGGGCGGGGAACCUCCGGUGAGCGAACCCAAGUGCGGCUUCAACAACGACAAAUGCUCCUCCAAACAAGACUGGCGCAUCCUGGUCAUCGGCAUAUCAUGUGCCUGCGUCUUCCUCGUCGUGGGUAUCGUCGCCUUUCGCCACUACCACUAUGAAUACAAGCUGGCCCGGGGGCUGUGGAAGGUGGACAUUGAUGACGUCAUCACGGUGCGCACAAAUUCCCAGUACAGCCUACAAAAUGUCCGCAACACUAUCAAUGGCCUGGACUGCACGCGGACUGUUUUUCCCGAGCAGCUUCUGAAGCUAGAUCGUCAAACUGCGGAGACAGGCAGUGCCCGGUCGAGAGUGGGCUUCUACAAGGGCAACGUCGUCUUCAUCAAGCCCAUUUACAAGAAGAGCAUCGACCUCACUAGGAUCAUUCGGAAAGAGCUCAUCGAGGUGCGUGAAAUGCGUCACGAAAACAUCAACCCCUUCAUCGGUGCCUGCGUCGACCCGCCUAACAUCUGCAUCCUCGCCGUCUUCAGUGCCAGGGGAAGUUUACAAGACGUCCUCCGCAACGAAGACCUGGACUUGGACAGCAUGUUUGUGUCUUCUCUAGUGGCCGACCUUAUCAAGGGUAUGAUAUACAUCCACGACAGCGAGAUCGUCUCCCAUGGCAACCUACGCUCCUCCAACUGCCUAGUGGACUCGCGAUGGGUAUUGCAGAUCGCGGAUUUUGGUCUGCACGAGUUCAAGGCAGGACAGACGGCAGUCCCGCAGCACGUCUCUGAAAACACUUACAGAGGCCUCCUGUGGCGCGCUCCGGAACUUCUGCGUUUGAUGAAUCCUCCCGCUCGCGGAACCCAGAAAGGCGACGUCUACUCUUUCGGAAUCAUCCUCUUCGAGAUUAUCGGAAGGUCGGGCCCCUGGGGCAAUGCGGGGCUGCCCACAAAGUAUAUUGUGGAGAGGGUGCGCGCGAGGGACGAGUGCCCCCCAUUUCGUCCCCCUAUUGAGCAACUGACGUGCGCUGACUACGUGCUACGGUGCGUCCAGGAAUGCUGGGACGAGAACCCGGAUAACAGGCCGGAUUUUCGCUUCAUAAAUGUCAAGCUACGUCAAAUGCAAGCAGGACUAAAGCCCAAUAUCUUCGACAACAUGAUCGCAAUGAUGGAAAAAUACGCUUACAAUUUGGAGAGCCUUGUUCAGGAGAGGACGAAUCAGCUCAUGGAAGAGAAGAAGAAAACGGAGAACCUCCUCCUACGGAUGCUGCCUAAGUCAGUCGCGGAGCAACUGAAGAGAGGCGAACAGGUGGAGGCUGAGAGCUUCGACUGUGUCACAAUCUAUUUCAGCGACAUCGUCGGUUUCACAGCACUUUCAGCGGUGUCCUCUCCCCUGCAGGUAGUUGACCUUCUGAACGACCUUUACACGUGCUUCGACUCCAUCAUCGGAAACUACGACGUGUACAAAGUAGAAACUAUAGGAGAUGCGUACAUGGUGGUUAGCGGUCUGCCGCUGCGCAAUGGAGACCGGCACGCUGGCCACAUCGCUUCCCUUGCUUUGCAUCUGCUCAGUGCCAUACGGAACUUCGAGAUACGACAUCGUACAGGGGAGAGACUCAAGCUUCGCAUCGGAAUACAUUCAGGGCCCUGUGUGGCAGGAGUUGUUGGACUGAAGAUGCCACGCUAUUGUCUCUUUGGGGAUACAGUAAACACGGCCUCGCGUAUGGAGUCCACGGGAGAAGCGUUGAAGAUCCACGUGAGCGAGGCCUGCAAGAAUAUUUUGGACAAGUUGGGAGGCUACAUAGUGCAAGAACGGGGCCUCACACCUGUCAAGGGCAAAGGGGAGAUGCGUACUUUCUGGCUUCUGGGUAAACAAGAUCCGACCCUCCUGUCGCAAGAGAUUGAGCCGCCACAGGAAAGUCCUCCUAGCUGGCAGCAAUCGAGCGAGACAUCGCCGCUCUUUCCUCUUGCAGCAGAUCCAAGUGUGACAGCCAGCCUCCUUCUGCUAGAACCCGAAAAUGCGACGGCCAGUAUCCACAAAGGAAACUACAACAGCUGCCUGACUCUCUUCCAGGACUGUAAAAAGAGUUUAUUGCGUGAAUUGAAAAAGGAUGGCCGAUCAGGUUCUAACGGUUACCGGUCCGCUCCCAUUAUCACGUUCAGAGACCGAAGUACACCGGACUGUUUGCUCUAAUCGUUUUCCUAACGGGCACCUCUUUCGAAUGUAGUUCUAAAAGAAUUCGUCAUUCCGUUCAUGCUCACUACACUUCUUGCAGUGGAAAGCGUAGCAGACUUUGAAAGUGUUAACCGCUGAUACUGCACGGCACGAAAAAACUGCACGAAAGAAGUGUCGUUUAAAAAGUUGGGAUCUCCACCAACAAACUGCGUGAACAACGUCUGCGCACACGUAGACGCGUCCAAUGUCUCUCAUCGAGAGCUCAUCCCUCAUCUAAGCACGACUCGUUCUCUGUAGGAUUUGAAACCCGGGUUUCAUAAAGAAGGAGAGGAGCAGAGUGCAAUAGUACGUCGUGCGAUUGCCAGGAGUUACCUCGAUUCUAUAUGUGUAGCACGCAUUCGUAAACGGUUUGUAAUCACGACACCUGUAUUCUCUCUAAACGAAACUCUGAAGUGAAUUUUGAUUGCCCUUUCGUAUGCUCUACGUAAAACUGCUGACAUUCUUUUCGGUGCGAAUACGAACACACCGUGAAGAGCUGUAGAGGUGUGCGGAACGACAGACUCUGAGCGUGCACAAAUUAAUGUUGCAAUGUUGCCAAAAACAAGAGAGAGAAAAACUCAAUGAAAAUCAGAAGCAUGGAACAGAAAGAAAAGAAGCGAGUUCGCGUUAUGUUAUACAGGUGUGCUACACGUUAACCGUGGUGGGCUCUCAUUUGCACACCUUCUUCCUCUUUUUCACAUAUGUGUUGAUUGGUCAGCACCAGUGCAGUAUUUUGAACUCAGGAGGAGCGUUCGCAGUGGAGUUGGUGUGGUGUGAACCGUACCCGCUGGCUACUGUGGCCUUUCUCGCAGGUAUUUUUAGGGUGUUGGGAGAUCAUUGUGGAGUGUUUGGAGGUAGGGGUGCUAGGAGAAUGCCUGGGCAGCACUCUACGUUGAGGGUUGCGGGGCGUCACGGCGAUAUAAACGAUACGCUGACGAAAACCACUUCAAAUCACCGUAAAAUACAUCGCAGACGUCCUGUUCAACACCACUUCAAACAUGGACUGCCACGCCCGCAGUCCUAACGUCAGCCUUGACAUCACCUAAAGCAUUUACAUAUCCCACCACCGCCAGUGAAGUGCCAGGUCAGCUAGUACAAAGGGUUUGUCAUCUGAGUCCUCCACCGAUUGAAGUCCGGUACCGAUACAAAUGUAAACUGUUUUAUGAGUAAAGACUAACAGCACCUGCAACACUUUUAAAAGACCAUUCUGGACACAAUAAAUGAUGUGUGUUUUCUC